Protopolystoma xenopodis is the source of this 897-nucleotide messenger RNA. The record is from the annotation of a GenBank genome assembly. Lineage: Eukaryota; Metazoa; Platyhelminthes; Monogenea; Polystomatidea; Polystomatidae.
AUGUCACUGCUAACCUUCAAGUCUAUCUUAUCUUCCUUUCGAACAACAUUGGUUACGCCUUUGGAUGAUUUUUACUCACGAGAAGAUCCGCUGUUAAAACAUACCCGAGAGUAUGAGGACGCUUAUUCCAAUUUAUUGGAAUUAAUAUCUAACUCUGGGCGAUCUGAUAUAUAUCCUCAUUUAUCUGACUUGUUCCUCUUUGUCGGUUCAAUACUGGGAAAAGAGUUAUAUGAGGGCUAUGAUUCUCGGCUGGGAGGUAUUAUUAAUGGAGCUAAGGCUCUUCUCCAUGCCCUACUUUUGCUUUUUGAUACAUCCUCCGCCAGAUAUUUGCUACUAUUCCCAUCUAAUCAAUUGGAUCCUUCCUCAAUUCCGAUAGCGCAGAACAUAACUCAUAUUUGCACCAAAGCCAUUGCAACUACACGGAUAGAUAAUCAGCCUGUUCUAUUUUCUCGCCUCCCGAUGUGCCAAAAUGCGUUAGUCUGGCUUGGCAUGCAACUUAGCUAUCCAGAAUUAUCUGAUCCCCCAUUUAUGCAUGUAUUUCAACCCCUUUGUCUUCAACUUACUGAAGAUUUUCGGGAGGAUGCUAUAAAGUGUGGUUUCCAAUUGCUUGAACAUUUUUCUAUUAAUUGUCGGACCGCUGACUGGCGGGAUAACAGCCGAGCGGAAGCUGUCCUUUCCCAAUUGCUCAACAGACGUUUUAUCAGUGAUCCCAAUUCGUCUAGUGCUGUUCUUCAGUCUCUGUUUAAGUCUUUCGAAUUCAUCUUCCAGACUUGUAGAACUAAAUACAUUUCUUCUAAUGGUUCAAUGUACGAGACACAUUGUAUCCUCCUUCUGGCCGUUGUUCUCAUCGCCUUUUGUGCUCGUCCGGCUCAUACCUCUCUUAGUCUCUUUUAUUGA